Anopheles darlingi is the source of this 2032-nucleotide messenger RNA. RefSeq names its product molybdenum cofactor synthesis protein cinnamon (gene cin). The coding region runs from base 90 to 1928 and encodes 612 amino acids. Gene Ontology annotation, cellular component: dendrite; postsynaptic specialization; cytoplasm. The transcript is spliced from 5 exons. Gene Ontology annotation, molecular function: molybdopterin molybdotransferase activity. Lineage: Eukaryota; Metazoa; Arthropoda; Insecta; Diptera; Culicidae. Gene Ontology annotation, biological process: Mo-molybdopterin cofactor biosynthetic process; glycine receptor clustering; molybdenum incorporation into molybdenum-molybdopterin complex. The record is from RefSeq and is a predicted model, not a curated record.
AUUUUUUCUUAUCUUCCGUUUAACGAGCUCCGUAACGAGAUCUUCCGGUCCCAUCUCGAAACUAGAUCACACUGCUGAAUCCUUUCAACAUGUUUUAUGUGAUCACAAUUAGUGAUAGUUGCUCCGCCGGCGAAGCAAAGGACACCAGUGGGCCCCUACUGGUUGGGCUGAUUAAAGAAACGCUCAAAACCGAAUCCGUGAAUUAUCUGCUGAUUCCGGAUGAGCGGGAUUUGAUCGAGAAAUCGCUGCUAUACGCGUGUGAUGUGCUGAAGGUGCGUGCCGUUUUCACAACCGGCGGAACGGGAUUUGCGCCACGUGAUGUAACACCCGAGGCCACACGUGCCGUUAUCACAAAAGAGGCUCCCCAGCUUUCGCUCGCCAUGACGCUGCGCAGUUUGGAGAAAACCAAAUUUGCAGUCCUCUCGCGAGCCGUCUGCGGGAUCCGCGAUCGCACACUGAUCGUGAAUCUACCGGGCAGCAAAAAGGCGGUGCAAGAGUGCUACGAAUCGAUCGUAGAUGUACUACCGCAUGUACUGAAUCUGCUGAGUGACGGUGAAAUUGAGAGCGUACGCGAAACACAUCGCGAGGUACAGCAAGGAACGACCAAUACCAAACGGCAACACGUUUGUCCUCAUGCCACCGGAAAGGGAUCGGACGACGACCGUAACUCGCCGUACCCUAUGAUCAGUGUGGACGAAGCAUUGCAAAAAAUACUGGCAACGCUGCCUUCGAUUGAAACAACCAGGCCACAGAUGAGCCGAGUUAAUAUUCCACCAUUCCGAGCAUCGAUCAAGGAUGGCUAUGCACUAAAGUCGAUCGGUGGCAAAGGAAUGAAGAAAGUUAUCGGUUACAUUGCGGCCGGUGAUGCGAUCGUCCGUACCAACUUUACGAUCGACGAGUGUUACAAAAUCAACACGGGUGCGCCUCUGCCCGAGCACGCGGACGCCAUCAUCCAGAUCGAAGACACUAAGCUGAUCUCGCGUGAAAAUGAUUACGAGAGAAUGAUCGAAGUGCUGACCGAUCCGGAACCAUCGCUUGAUGUUCGCGCGAUCGGUAGCGAUCUGCGGAUGGCAGAGGAAGUGUUCCGCUACCGUUUCCCACUUGAUGCAAGCCAACGCGGUAUGUUGGCAUCCAUCGGAGAGAAGGUGUCGCUGGUGAAGUUGAAGGUGGCCAUUCUUUCGACCGGUGAUGAGCUUCUUCACCCGUACGAUGCUAUUCCGGCAGAGGGAUCGCUUGAGGGAAAGAUUUACGAUUCCAACACCACCAUGCUGGUGGCCCUGAUUCGCCAGUUCGGUUUCACCGAAGAUCAGUGCGAGAUUCGUCAGCAAGUCGUGAAAGAUGACUUCGAGUCACUGGAAAAUGCCGUCGCUUCGUUAACGGGCUCGAUGCACGUUAUCAUCUGCACCGGUGGUGUUUCGAUGGGUGACAAGGAUUUCGUUAAACCCGUGCUAAAGCAUCUUGGGUAUAAGCUAGUGUUCGGUCGGGUUAACGUUAAACCAGGUAAACCCUGUACCUAUGCCAGCAGUCCAACGACCAAGUUCUUCGGUUUACCGGGCAAUCCCGUUUCGGCAUUCGUAACAUUCCAUUUGUUCGCUCUGCCUGCUUUACGAUGGUAUCUUUGUGCAAUCAACGAGACGAAACCACAGAUCGCUAAGUGUUGUCUGCCCAUGAUCGAUGUUGAGCUGCUGGAUUCAAUCAACGAACUGGAUCCUCGUCCAGAGUUCGCCCGAGCGACGAUACGCUCCAGGAAGGGUAAACUGUUAGCAAGCGUUACCGGUAAUCAGCUAAGCAGCCGCUUAAAGAGUACCAUCGACGCUGACGCGCUUAUCGAACUUCCGGCGAAAACAGGAGAACGCACAUCACUCAAAGCUGGUACGCUGGUAAAGGCGUACGUUAUACGAUCGGAUUUCGUUUCCUACUACGACUAACGAGCAUCCCUUUACUCCAAACUCAAAGGACAUCCGAUUUUGUUCAGUUUAGCGGUAGAACUGGCCGUUUGUUUUGUUUAAAAUAAAACGCAUUUGUAGAGUAG